UGUUACAUCACCAGCCCAGUCACAGUUGUGCUGAGAGCAGAGUAUGGCCCAGCCCAGCAGGUCUCCAGGGCAGCCCUGCCAGCCUGGCUGGCUGAGUUGAGCCACAUGUGCUCCAUGAAGUACCUUCUGGUGCCGCUGAUGAAUGAACUCAUGUUUUCUUUCCUGGUGUUCUGGCUCUGCCUGCCUGUAGGUUUGCGGCUGUUCUUGUUGAUUGUCUGGCUACGCUUCUUACUUAGCCAAGAUUCAGAGGAAAAUGACUCAGAUCUAUGCUUUGAUUGGGAGCCCUGGAGCAAAGGCCCAGCCGAGCCUGGCUGGGAGGGGACACUCCACAGCCAAGAGCGGGAGAAGCCCUGCUGGUGAGCCUGUUCUGCCAGGCAGAGAAACUGAAUCCCAGUGGCUGCAGGACACAGGCCUGUCAGGCCUCUCUGGUGACCUGGGCCUAGACGGUGAACAGCGGGGACUCCUGUGCACCCAUACACAGACCAGGUGACCCCUGUGUGCCACUGGCUGGACAUCUAUGCCUGGUCAAUCUGAAGACGACAUAAGGCACCUGUCAGAGAUGUCACAGACAUCUUCGGGGUCUUCAGUUCAGUGAAGUUUAGGAUCCCCAAAGGCAGACUUGGCUUCAGGAGAACAGGAGACUUGCCCUCGCAGGACGGGAAGAAGAUUCCUGCCUUGGCCGUCAAGAAGCUGACCGCGCUCUGUGACGUCCUGGGCUUGGACUGAAGAGGAGCGAGGUGGGAAAGUGGAAGGCAACGGGUCAGCAGUGCGGGCCGGCGGCUAAAGUACUGGCUGUCUCAUCCAGGGAGCCGCUGCUGUCCUGUUGGAAAAGAGAGGGCUGGACGUGGAAGGCAUCCCAGGGGCUCUGGAUCACAGGCUCAGGUCAAGGGGCUGGAACAAAAGCUGGAGACAGAUUUCCACACUGGCUUUUUUAGCUGGGAUGAGGUUUACCACAGUGACGCAUCUGAUUUGCUCAAAAGGUUCAUCAGAGAGCUGCCAGCACCUCGGCUCACUGCUG
Molecule: messenger RNA, 1018 nt
Organism: Manis pentadactyla (Chinese pangolin)
Lineage: Eukaryota; Metazoa; Chordata; Mammalia; Pholidota; Manidae
Gene: ADIG
Product: adipogenin
Exons: 6
Coding region: 106-360 (84 amino acids)
Biological process (GO): brown fat cell differentiation; white fat cell differentiation
Cellular component (GO): nucleus; lipid droplet; cytoplasm
Source: RefSeq, a predicted model, not a curated record